Molecule: messenger RNA, 4577 nt
Organism: Numida meleagris (helmeted guineafowl)
Lineage: Eukaryota; Metazoa; Chordata; Aves; Galliformes; Numididae
Gene: TMIGD1
Product: transmembrane and immunoglobulin domain containing 1
Exons: 4
Coding region: 2400-3164 (254 amino acids)
Biological process (GO): cell recognition; susceptibility to natural killer cell mediated cytotoxicity; detection of stimulus
Cellular component (GO): synapse; plasma membrane; neuron projection
Molecular function (GO): signaling receptor binding
Source: RefSeq, a predicted model, not a curated record
AAAUGAUUGAAAGGAAUUACUUAAAGCAGUGAUAGAGGCACACCACCAGGGCACCGGCCCGCAGCCAGUAGGUGGCCCCCGCUGCCCUCCAACCUUCAUGCAGGCUCUGGUUCUUUUUGCUGUUCUUUUCCCCAAAGCUAAAACUCACCGAUCUUUCCUCUGCAUUCAGUGCCAGAGCGUGUGACCUUUUAUUUAAGGACGAUCGGGAAACAGAAUGAUGAGCAAAAUUAUAUAAUAAAAAAUACUUGAGAUUUGUCUGUCCCAGUAGUGGAAAGUAUGUGGGGUAUGGGCUGAGUCUAACUGCGAAAGCAGGGCACGUCUCCAUAGUUGUUAUACUUGGGGAAAAUGGGAUCUGUGGGAGGCAGCGCGGAGCGGAGGGUGCCCAAGCAGCGCGCCCUGGCAGCCCUGCUCUCCUGCCCCGAGCUGGGUUUGGGUGUUCCUAAACAAUGGAAGUUGCAAAACAUGUGGCACCGCGUAUUAAAAAGGGCUUAGGAGAGGAGAACCGCAAUGAGCAGCCUGGGGCAGAGCCUCGGGCCACAGCGUGGACGUUUUCUGGAGAGGACUGCAGCUAUUUACAGGCACAGCGAGCCAACCCGUGGAGGCAAUCCCAGCUCGCACACAUCUGCGCGUAUUCUGGGAUGCCCCGGGCUGCCAGAGCAACCCCCUGCCCUGACCACACGGCGGGAUACAAACCGAGCUCUGUCUGCCAGCGACAACCCAGGGGGUUCUGAGCAGCCCCUGGAGGCACUGAGGACAGAGCAGGACGGGGCGCAUAUCACUCUGAGUGUGAGCGGGAGGGUGACGCAGCCAACAGUCUCUUUCAUGUUCUAAAUCAUUUCUUCUCAGGUUUCUAAGGCUCGGGUUACACCCGAACAGACUGGUGUUUAUUAAUUUACUCCCUUCGGGGCCGUUCAGAGUCAUACGUAACAACAGCCUUAUUUGGGGUUUGUUGGCCUACUGUUGCCAUAAAGAUGCAAGGAGGAGCUGGUGGAUAAUUCUGGCCAUGCCCAUGCUCUGGAACCCUCCCCUGAUGCUGCCUGAUCCAAACACCUCAAAGGAAAGCGCUGGCUCCUCGCAGGACAGCGUCGGGGCUCCUGCCCCUCUGGAGGGGAUCCUCCCGGUCUGAGUCACUGGUGGCUGCUUUGCAUUCUGGAACGAGGUUUGUGUCCCUCCUAAGCGUAAUGAGAAGGUGGAUAACGCAACCCACAAAACUCUAGACCUUGGUGGUAAUUAAGACACCCACAAGAUAAUUAAGCCCUAAUAAAAAUAUAUAUGUAAAAAGUCAUUGCGAAAGUCAUUCUUAUCAGUUUUCAACUGUUGCCUUCCUGUAUCUCUGGCCAAGUUAACACCUUGCUUUUCUAAUCUCCCUUCUUUCAGCAAGUCUCAAAUCCCAUUGCAAAACGCAGCACUGCCGCUGCCGUCAUUUAACGGCCACAAACCCAAUGAACCCGAGCUCACUCUGGUGCCUGUCACACAGACCCAGGUCCCAUUCAACGCUGUGUCCUGUGUCAAGACAAACCUACCUGUUACCUGACGAUCUUUUUCCCUUACUCUUGUUUCUAGACUGAAAAUACCCACCCCAAACUCCACUCUUUCAUUCUUUACAUCCUCACUUCCUCUAAACUUCCUUCUUCUCGUGAAGUAUCAUUGCAGAGCAGUGACCUGAGCAAAGCACGGUGUACCCUGAGGGUACUCAGCAUUCCAGGGCAUGGCUCUGCUCCCUGCUCUGCCAGCAUGCAGUCCAAAGUCUGAACCGGUGCGUUCUCUCCUUCUGCAGCCAAAGAAGGACCCAGCAGCAGAGCAGCGGGCAGGAAGGGGCAGCUGGAAUCCUGUUUGAGGAUAAUUAGGAUAAGCUUCACAGAAUCACAAUUCCUAUGGCUUUAAACAGUGUCAUGAACAGCCAGAAAGCUGAAAGGGAAGAAUUGUUAUUUUUGGCAGGAGGUCUUUAUGGCUGAUGCAGGAACUUUCUCCUUAGUUAUUCAUUGUCUUGUCAAGACUCAUAAAACAGCCAGCAGAGCCCAGCAAGUAUUUUUCUUCAGUGUUCUGGGAGCUCAGAAAUGCAGGAAUUAAACGUGGCCUUGAACCCAUUUUAUGGACUCACUUCUUACGGGGCUACCAUAAAACAUUAAAAUUCAGAGCUUAUAAAUCAGGAGGGGAAGUGCCGCACGUUUCUUUUCAGAAGCAAGCUGUUGGAGACUCUUCCCGAGGUAAGUCAGGGACAGACAGAGAGCGAGAGACGACGACCUCAAGCAGGAGAAAUCAAAGAGAAAAAAAUCCCCUUGAGAAAAGCAACACAUUGGCUCAGUUUAUGGCCUGGUGACCCCGUCCCAGCGCCAGCGAGGGCUGCAGUCAGCGCAGUGACCCUGCCUCUCUUUGGCAGGCACCGGCCGGGCUCCCCCAUGAUGGCACAGAGAAGCAGACUCGCAGCCUCCUGCCGAGUACACGUCCUCGUGCUUUGCUUUUUGGCACGCGUAGCCACAGGUGUGGAACUGUCUGUAAACAACCACAACGAUGACUUCACCCUGCCCAUAUCGCCCGGGUCCCUCGUCUCCCUGUCCUGCCUAGCACAGAACAGCAGCCAAGCCGAGGAGCUGCUCUGGUACCGAGGAGAUGGCCGGGUGGAUCUGAAAGAUGGGAAUAAAGUGAACAUCAGCAACAUCUGCAUCUCCCCGGUCUCUGAGUCUGACAACGGCGUUGCCUUCACGUGCAGGCUGGGGCGGGACCAGUCCGUGCAGGUCUCGGUGGUCCUGGACGUCCGCUUUCCUCCCUCCGUGGGUGAAGAUGAGUCCAUCCAAAUUGAAGAAGGCAAAGACGUCACCCUGGUCUGCAAUGCCAAGUCCAACCCUCAAGGCCAAACAGCGUGGUACAAGAACAACGCCAUCCUGACCCUACAAGACCACUACCAGGUGUACCAGACCAGCGAGGUCUUCCAGCUCUCUAUCAAGAAAGUACAGAAGUCUGACAAUGGGACCUACACCUGCGAGGUGAAAUCUUCUUGUGGAGACAGCAGUAAGGAUUUCCACCUGAUAGUUGAAGAUAAAAAACCUGUCUUCCCCAAGGAGGCUGUUAUUGCUGCUGUUGUGGUGGUCACGAUCACUGUGCUUUUUGGAAUCCUGGCUCAGAAAGAAAAAAUAUUUAAGGUAUGGAACGAUCCAGUUCCUUAGAAAAAACAUAAUGCUGCAAUGUCCUUUUGUUCUCCAACUUUUCUACGUUGCUUUGUAGCAUUGUUUUCUGGUGUUAGAGAGCCAUUGUGUACUAUCACCACUUUAGAAGUACCAGCAGAUAAAUCAAAUAUUAGAUAUAUUAAGGGGAGUGAAUUACACGUGUGCAAGACAUCGGUAAUAAUAUCCCUAUGGCCAGAAAAUGCAAAGAUAACACGACUCUCUCUUUCUUUUCAGUGCUUCAAAAAACCAAGUCAAACAGCCCUGUAAGUACCUGACUGCUCAGUCACACAGCUUCCCAGAAUAAGGGUCUGAAUGAAGGCCCUUCUUUAAGCUCUGGCACAACAAGAGAGCACCAAACACAAUGACUUGCUGUGCUGCAGCUUGGGCUGGCCACUGUCACCCUGCUCCUUCCUUCACACCUGCGGGGCUGGAGCGUGGGGACACAAGCACGAGGCACAGGGACACAGUGUGGGGACACAUCCAUGGCACGUGAGGGGAAAACACUCUGCAGAGGGAAAAAAUGACCGUGUAUCCCCACCCGCUGAGAGCUCUCAGGAGCUGAAUGCAGCCCAAGCGAAUCCAGUGCAGCCAUUGGCUUUUUUUUUCCAUAGGAAGUAAGAUUUAUUUUUUCCCUUUUGCUGCAGGUAAAGAGGACACAAAAACUUUGCAUACCCAGAAAACACCAUCCCAAGCGGUGGCACACAAACCCCUGCAGGAGAUGACGAGAUGAGGCACUGAAGCACAACCCUGCACCCAAGCUUAUACGGUCUUUUUGAAAAUACAAGUGUUAUUUCACAACUGCUGAUUGUAACUUGCCGCUCAGAACGCAGCCACGGGGCAGGAGGCCUGAGACGCCGCCACAUCUCGCCCUCAGUGCCGCUCCAUUAGAGGCAGGCCCUGCCCCAUCAGGCCGUGGGCAGCCCCGAGCGUGGGGCGAUGUGUGGGGAGCGGGGGAGGGCACUCCCCGGCCUGCCUCUGCCCAACUGCCCCUCGGCUUCCUGCGUUCCUGCCGGGCACGCUGCGAGCUCUCAGAGCCCCGUCGUACCUCGGGACUGCACCUUCCCGCCAAUAAACGCACGGUGCCAUACAUUAACUCGAGUCUGUGGUGUGCGUGCUGUUCUCAGAGCAGGCCUGUCGCUCAGCAGGAAGGCGCUGGGCGCGGGGCGUCGCGGUGGGCGCCAAGCCCUCAGAACGUUCUGGAGAAAGGGGCGGGGCGCGGAAAGGGGGCGGAGCUUCGCUCCCCCCCCGCGGGCUCCGCGCGCGCGAUCCGCCUCGCUUUGUCCCUCGCCGCCCGCCGUCCCCCUCCCACCGCCACCCUCAGGGCCGCGCGGCUCGGGCCCCACUUCCGGCUUCCGGUGCCGGGGCUAUAAGAGCCGCUUCCGGCGGGGCGCGCGCGACCCGCUGCAGGGGCUC